AUGGAUAGCGCAGAAUCCCUGGUUGGCCUUCGCGGCCUGUACCAGGACCUCUCUGCUCUCUCUGACUCGUCUCUUGUCAACAUAGACCGACUCCGCGUCGAGUUGGAGACUCACAUCCAUGCAUUUAGGUCCCUACUUGACAAGCCCGCAAAGAGCAAUGCAAGCCGACAAAGUGUUCUAUCUGGGAAAAUCACAAUCAACGAUGUGGAAUAUUCAGUCAACGAAGGAUUCCAACAAGGCGCACUUCAGGUCGCCGACGCACUCGAUAUCGACGAAUUGGUCGCGUCGCUGCUAUUUCUCAGGGCCCAGGAAGCUGCUCCAUUACUGGAUAGGCCUCCUGUGAUUGUCGCAAUCAUACAAUUCCACGAACGCCGACACUUCUUGCUAGAAUCAUUGCGCCUCAUCUUCCAAGAAUCCUUCGAGGUGGAGCGGGAAGCAACGCAAGAGACGAUGCAAGAAAUGUUGGCGCAUGUUGUCGAGAUCAAAGACGGCCAAUUACGGAACGCAUCACUCUUUACACGCAAAUGCCUGAAAUCCAUGGAGGAUAUCGAGAGGUGGCUGGCUCUCCUUGGUGAACAAAUCCAAAAGGUUUCACUCGUUGGAGAAGCAGAAGAUCAGGACAUCAUGGAAGCUAUAGAGCACCAACGCACCACCUUGUUCCAACAACACGAAUCGCUGGGUGCAAUAAUAUGCUACCUUUUCAAGGGGCCAUACACAAGCUCCGAGGAUCUAAGAAUACUGCUAAACCACCUCAGGAAGAUCGACCGUUUCGAUGGCAUGCUUAUCCACUACGUUCCAUCCAUAAUCUCUUCGUUUGUCCAACACGGCUCUCCCGAGCGAUCGGGUAACUAUAAUGACGCCCGAAGCCUAAACACCACCAUUCUCGCCGCUAAAGAUGGUCAGAACUGGAGACUCCAAACAUUUCACUCGACGGUUAUCGCUCUUUGGCUCGCAGUUUACAGUGGAUGGGACUAUGAUGGGCCGUCGUCAGCACCACCAGGUGUUGAUCUUGAAAAGGAAGCUGAAGAACGUACAAAAACUUUCAUGUCGGCCCUAGACGACGGGGGCCUGGACCUCCUAGUCGCCAUUUGCUCAGGUGUGAGUGGUGAGGAAUGGAACGACCCAGUCCGCAGUGAAUUGGUAACAAUGCUGUUGAGAGAAAGUGCGUCUUCGAUGAGGGAAAGCGGCUGGGCGACGCCUGAAGCGGACCCAUGCUCUUCAUAUUUGAAAGUCUUGUUAAUGGAGAACUUUGAGGCCUUUGCGGAAUCAUGUGUGGCGAAUAUGCCAGACGCUGUUCGAAAACUGAAAACCGAGGAGGACUCUCAGAGACUGGAUCAAAUUACCGCGCUGAGGGAUGGAUUGACUUCAAAUCUCCACCGCAGUCUAGUGGAAGCCCGAACACAUCUUGAGUCAUUUCUGUUAAUCAUGGCCUUCGCAUUCGAAGGCCGUCCGGACGCAGCGCAGGAGUUCUGGGCUGAUCCCGAUGGAAAUCUAUACGGCUUUCUGCAGUGGGCCUCCAAGCGACAGACCGUACCCAGGGUUAGCGCCUUUUGCGAACUACUAUGUUCAAUCUCUGGAGGAGAAGACAAUGCCGCGUCUGCGCAUAGGUUCCUCUUGGAAGAAGAUAAAUUCAUGUCCUCAAAAUUCAAGCGGUCCACAUCCAUGAAUUGGUCGCAAAUGUUCGCAGAACUUCAAAUAUACGCAACACGAGUCACAGAGAAGCCCACAACGACCCAAACCAUUCAACGCGCCAGGAAAUUCGAGCCGGCUGAUACGAGUGAACCGGAAAGUCCUGUCAUGCUCUCAUGUUACCUCCGUCUCCUCGGACAUCUUUCCAGACAAAGCACCACCGUCCGGGAAUGGAUGCUACAUCACCCAUCGUUCAACAUUGUUAGCACACUUUUGACCCUCUGCAGUGGGCCAUUACCCUCUCACUUACGAGCAACGGUGUUCCAAGCGCUUGCGGGUCUGAUGACUGACAGGAGCGCUCUUAGCGGAAAUGAAAUGUGGCUCUCAAUUGAUCAAUGGAUCUCUAGCGGAGCUAUGAGUGCCUCCGCUCACAACAAAGUUCCUCUAGUUUCAAAUCCGCUUGUCUGGCAUGAGCAGCAAGCAUUCGAGAAGAUUGGCGAAAGUUUCGACCAGGCCAAUGCGUUUAUCGUUCUUAUACUUUCUCUUGUUGCCCCGGCUAACGAUUCAGCUGCCUAUCACCUCUGGUUGCCCUUCCCCGAAUCGCUUGGCUCGUCCUACCGUAUGCCGGGUAUUGAACCGUACAUUGACUUCAUCUUGGGUCAAGCACUCUCAAGGAAGGUUCCAGAUCUCAACGAGCGCCAAUCUCGACUACUCACUCACAACUCUCUGGAUUUCGUCUUGACGUGCCUGAAAUCCUUCAACGAGCCCCUUGUUACUGCGCUUAGCGGGGCUUCGGCUACACCGGAGCCCAGCCUUAAAACUUCGACACUACUCACAUAUGUUCGCCUUCAUCCGUUCGCGCGCAUAGCCGAAUGGUUGUAUAAUGAAGAUGUGAUAAAGGCCAUCUUUGCAACAGCGGACCAAACGGUUGCCGAAAUUUCGAAAGCUCCAUCGGACUCUAUUUUGGUAUCAUCCUUGGUUAAGAGCAUUGAAGUCAUGUAUAUGAUCAUGGAUCUCCAGUCAACAUAUUUCAACAUCGUCCGACCUUUCAUAAAAUCACAACCUGGAAGCAGACUUAACGUUGCAAACUCUUCCCUCUCCGCGUUCGAGGACUGCGUCUUGAACAAUUUACAGAUCAUCCCUAAUUUGUGUCUAUAUUGCAGCACGGGUCACCAACAGCUUACCGUCACUUCGAUGGCUUUAUUGGAGAAGCUAUCGAGCUCCGAGCGACUGAACAAGCUCUCUUCUCCGGAACUGUCCAGGUGGCGGUCAUCGAACAAGAUCGUUGAGGUGUUGAGUACAGAAGUUGAUGCGGACGCUGUCUCUCGUCCUUUCGUGCUUCAAAUGCAACCCGACCCGAGGGAGCUUGAUUCUGGUCCGCUAGCUUCAGGCUACAUUAUACGUCAAAGCCUAUUACAACUCCUCAAUAGUUGUUUGGACAUGAUCUCGGAUCGGCCUACAGUUGCUCACAUGCUGCUUGGUUUCGGCUGUGUGGGCAACCUGCUCGAUGUUUCUCCCGACGGUUUGUUUGACAACGGAACGUCCUUACUGCACGCCAUUCUAGCUUACGUGCAAAGUUACCCAGGUGAGUUGGACGGUAACAUUGUGCCAUGGAUGUUACACUCGAAACGUACAGCUUUUGAAGUAUUGAAGCAUCUAUGGUCGUCGAAAAUUUCUUCGUAUUAUACGUUAGCGGAGAUGCGUGCCAGUGGCUUCCUUGUCAGCUUGUUUGCGAGCCAGCCUCUAGUUGGGCCAACCACGGAAUGGGACGGCUUGCCACUUGCGGCCGAGGAUUUCUGGGUGUGCGAAUCGACAGUCGCGCUUGCGGAAUUCUUGUUGUUUAGAAGUUGUCUAUUCGACUAUGCUGCAACGGAGAUUCGCUCUGCGGCAAAACUUGGCUCGCCCACGUUACUAGAGAAUAUCCUGUCUACGCUGUUCGGAAGCUCCAUUUUAGACAAUGGAGAAGUCCUCCCAAACCCGACCGUGUUCGACCUUUUCGAUUUCGCGGACCUUGAUAUUCAGUUCCAUGCGCUGACACCAGACGUGGAGUUUCUCGCGGGGCUUAACAUUGACGUGUGCGCAAAGCCGCAAGCAGACGGCUCUUUUGCAUUAUACGACAUUCCCCAAGUGGAAGCACUUGUACAAGCCAGAAAGGAAGACCGAUUAGCCGACAAUGAGCUGCGUCCGCAGGAUGUUGAAUUGUUCGAUGCUGAAGGGGAAAGCUUAACUUUGUUCCUGCAAGCAACAAACCAAUCCCGAAUAAUCAACUUCAACCGGCGCAUGGCACUCCGCUCCUGGGCUGAGUUACUCACCACCAUACUCACUUGCUGCGAGUUUGAGGGUGGACGAAAAUUAACGUUCAUCCUACAUUCCAUUCAACUAACACUACCGAAGCUUGAGGGUGCUAUUGAGGAGAAUCUCCCUGAAGGUCUUGAGCUGGCCCGAUUAGCAGAGACGUUGGUUGAACAUUUGGAGCCAACGCCAACCAAAUCGACACCUCCGAGGCGUAAUGGGGAUAUUGUUGAUGAGAAGCUCCACCAACUAUUCCAAAUCUGUACUCGAGGUAUCGUUCUGUCCACUGGGAGUGUCCAUCUAAAGGAGACUUUCUACAACAUCUGCGCACUCUACAUUGCCCGUAUCGCCUCCCCCAGUACUGGAAAUGACAGCAUGAGACAACACUGCCAGCAAGUAGUCAAAUCGUCGGGUAGCGCUCUCAUCGAGGCUAUUUGCGACGAUGCCUACACCGGCCAGGAAACGUGCCGAGUUUCGGCCCUUGUACUACUCAAUGCUCUGGCCACGCUGGACAGAAAGGCGGAUGCCAUGUUAGCCGAAUCAAUAGCCCAGUCGAAUUACCUGAGUUUAUUCCUCGACAGCAUUCGAGUGUUGCCGGUCGAGCUUAAGAAUGCGCAAACCAAUGACACGCCUCUACUCCUAGCAUAUUACGAAUCCCUACUAUCCUUGCUGCAACAGCUCUGCCAAACAAAACCUGGGGCAACUCAUGUACUAAAGGCUGGCUUAUUCCAGGCUGUGCGCGAUUCACAGUUAUUCGCUGCGGAUCCUGAUCUUGGUAUCGACAUCGAUAACGCCGAUGCUCUUCGGAAAUACUACGACCUUCUCGACUCGGUGCUCCGAGUCAUUGUCACGGCAGCAUUUUCCCGGGGAUUCCACAACGAACAAAUGGUCGAGCAGACCCGGGCAUUCCUCACGGAGAACAGGCAGAGCAUGGUGGGCAUAUUCAAGCGGUUUGCUAAGAUUGGCGGAUCUGGUGCUGCCGACCACCACAACUCUCUUACCAGCAUUGCGAAGUCAUACACGGCCCUUGUUGCUGCUACAGACUUUUUAGAGGUUGAAGAAAGCGUAGUCCAACAACAUAUCGGGCCGCAGCUAUUUUCAUAA
This is a messenger RNA of Aspergillus puulaauensis, 5025 nucleotides long. RefSeq names its product nuclear pore complex Nup192/Nup205 family protein. The record is from RefSeq and is a predicted model, not a curated record. Lineage: Eukaryota; Fungi; Ascomycota; Eurotiomycetes; Eurotiales; Aspergillaceae. Gene Ontology annotation, cellular component: nuclear pore; nuclear pore inner ring. The transcript is spliced from 5 exons. Gene Ontology annotation, biological process: nuclear pore organization. The coding region runs from base 1 to 5025 and encodes 1674 amino acids. Gene Ontology annotation, molecular function: structural constituent of nuclear pore.